Messenger RNA from Zychaea mexicana, 738 nucleotides. Its product is annotated as inositol oxygenase. The transcript has 3 exons. Gene Ontology annotation, cellular component: cytoplasm. The coding region runs from base 1 to 738 and encodes 245 amino acids. The record is from RefSeq and is a predicted model, not a curated record. Lineage: Eukaryota; Fungi; Mucoromycota; Mucoromycetes; Mucorales; Lichtheimiaceae. Gene Ontology annotation, molecular function: inositol oxygenase activity; iron ion binding. Gene Ontology annotation, biological process: inositol catabolic process.
AUGCCCGGAAUCCCACAAUUCUACAAGGAAAACCACACACAUCAAACAUUGGAGCAUGUUCUGGCCAUGAAACAGAGAUACGGUCGGUUGGAUAACGCAUGGAUGGGUGUCUGGGAGGCGCUUGAACUAAUGGAUGGGCUCGUCGACAGUGCUGAUCCAGACGUAAAAACCACUCAAGCGGUACAUGCGCUCCAGACAGCAGAAACAGUGAGAAGAGAUGGGCAGCCGGACUGGUUUAUCUUGACCGCACUGAUUCAUGAUCUCGGUAAAAUACUGUAUUUUAUGGGAGAGUCACAGUGGACCGUGGUGGGCGAUACUUUCCCAGUAGGAUGUAGGUAUGCCGAGAAAAUUGUUUACCGAGAAUUCUUUGCCAACAAUCCAGACUUUUACGACUCGCUAUACUCUUCUGCACAUGGUAUCUAUACUCCACACUGCGGACUACGCAAUGUCCAUCUAAGCUUCGGCCACGACGAGUACAUGUACAUGGUUUGCAAGAAUUACUUGCCACCCGAAGCCCUGGCCAUCAUACGCUAUCACUCGUUCUAUUCGUGGCAUACUGAAGGAGAGUAUGCUUGGCUCAUGGAUGACCACGAUGUUGAAAUGUUAAAGUGGGUCAAACAAUUCAACAAGUAUGAUCUUGGAUCGAACCUAGUAGAGGAUCCACCGGACCUUGAGUCCCUUAAACCAUUUUACACAGAUUUAAUAGCUAAAUUUUUCCCUCCUAAAAUACGCUGGUGA